UACUUCAGACAUACGGCGGAAACAUAUUCUCAAUGGAUAGGGCUUGUUUGCGAAUUGUCAGAAAAGCGCCCACAUGGCAACUAUACCACAGACAAACAAACCUUUUAGAAGCCCAAAGACGAUCUUUACGAAGUAUAAGCUUAACACGGCAAUCGAGGAACGUUUUUAAAUUUCAUAAUUCUAAACCACAAACACUUUGCGUUUCUUGGAGCGUAAGUUCGCUACGUAAUGUUUCCGAUAUCCCAACACCGCGAAAACCUACGGUAACAGGUAGCCCUAUUGGCUGGAAAAGCGUCCUCUUUCUGGUCUCGUGUGGAUCUAUAAUGGUACUUGCAAUGAAAUUCUAUAAAAACAAAAGGGAAAAAGAGGUGGAUAAUGAAAUGAUAAAAUCUUACGGAAGACCAGAAUUAGGCGGCGACUUUGAACUCAUUGACCACACGGGAAUGCUCAGAACCAAUAAGGACUUCUUAGGGCAAUGGAUUCUUAUUUAUUUUGGUUUUACACAUUGCCCAGAUAUCUGCCCGGAAGAACUUGAAAAAAUGGGAAAUGUUGUGGACACAGUAAACAGAAAUCAACAUGUUCCUGAUAUUCUACCUGUGUUUAUCAGCAUUGACCCUGAAAGAGACACCACAGAGGCAGUUAAAGCAUAUAUUGCUGAUUUUCAUCCCUUAAUGGUUGGGUUAACUGGUACCAGAGAACAAGUAGAUAAAGCCUCUCACGCUUUCAGAGUUUAUUACUCAGCUGGCCCAAAAGAUGAUGAUUCAGACUAUCUUGUUGACCACACUAUAAUAAUGUAUCUCAUAGAUCCAGAUGGUGACUUUUGCGAGUAUUUUGGUCAAAACAAAUCUGCUGGUGAAAUUGCUUCCACUAUAACUGCUACCAUGUUUAAAUCAAAAAGAAAUUCAUGAAUUAAAAACUUUUUCAGAGAUGGUUUAAAUAAGAACCAAGCACAUACAACUGUAGAUUUGCAUUGUUUUUAAAACACGUUUUAUUAUUUAUAAAUAGCCAUGUCUGCUCUUAGCAAUGCAUUUGUAUUACUUUGUUAUUGCACCUAGUUCCAAAAAUAGACAUUGUUUAAC
Molecule: messenger RNA, 1079 nt
Organism: Ciona intestinalis (vase tunicate)
Lineage: Eukaryota; Metazoa; Chordata; Ascidiacea; Phlebobranchia; Cionidae
Source: RefSeq, a predicted model, not a curated record